This is a messenger RNA of Olea europaea var. sylvestris, 1213 nucleotides long. Its product is annotated as epoxide hydrolase A-like. The record is from RefSeq and is a predicted model, not a curated record. The transcript has 4 exons. Gene Ontology annotation, molecular function: hydrolase activity. Bases 68 to 1015 code for a protein of 315 amino acids. Lineage: Eukaryota; Viridiplantae; Streptophyta; Magnoliopsida; Lamiales; Oleaceae.
AGCAUAAAAUAUCCACCUCUAAUUAUUAACUCAGUUUAGCCUAGCUUCUUCUUCGGGAUCGUCGAAAAUGGACGAAAUUGAGCACAAGUACGUCCAAGCGAACGGGCUAAAGCUUCACGUUGCCGAAAUCGGAAGUGAAUCGUCGCCGGUAGUGGUGUUUCUGCACGGAUUUCCAGAAAUAUGGUACUCUUGGCGCCACCAGAUGAUUGCAGUCGCUAAAGCCGGUUUCAGAGCAAUGGCACCCGAUUACAGAGGCUACGGCUUGUCCGACCCGCCACCUCAACCCGAGAAGACCACCUUCUUGGAUCUGAUAUCUGACCUCCUUGCAAUUCUUGAUGCUCUUAACAUCUCCAAGGUUUUUCUGGUAAGCAAAGAUUUUGGUAGUGCGGUUGUUUCCAUCUUUGUCCUCCUCCAUCAGGAGAGAGUGUCAGGUUUCGUCACAUUAGGCGUGCCAUUUAGGCCUCCUCGUCUUCCCACCCAUCAUAAGCUCCUCCCUGAAGGCUUCUAUAUUUCAAGAUGGCAGGAGCCUGGACGCGCUGAAGCUGAUUUUGGUCGACUUGAUGCUAAAACAGUAGUGAGGAAUAUUUACAUAAUGUUCUCCAGAAGUGAAAUUCCAAUAGCUCAAGAAAACCAGGAGAUCAUGGACAUAGUAGAGCCAUCUACUCCUCUACCCUCUUGGUUCUCUGAGGAAGAUCUUGCAACCUAUGGAGCCCUGUACCAGAAAUCGGGAUUUCAAACUGCAUUGCAAGUUCCUUACAGGGCGUUUCUUGAUCGCAAGAAUGAACUUAAUAUACCAAUUCCGAAAGUUGAAGUUCCAGCUCUCCUAAUAAUGGGCGAGAAGGAUUAUGUUUUCAAGUUCCCAGGAAUAGAGGACUACACAAGGAACGGAGAGGUGAAAAAAUUUGUCCCCAAAUUGGACAUAAUCUACAUACCAGAAGGAACUCAUUUUGUUCAAGAGCAAUUCCCCGACCAUGUGAAUGAGCUUAUCCUCAACUUCCUCACAGGUCAUAGUUGAUCAUUUCUCCAGUAGCCCUCUCUGCUUAUGUAAACAUUCUACUAAAUAAAGGAGAAAAUAUUUCGAGUUUGAAUGAGACAUAUUGGGAUUACGAUGUAUCUUGUUUAAGCUUUUGUAUCUAAACUUCUGAGACGGAUAACAUGAACGAGAAACCACAAUCGAAAUUAUUGAAUUACAUAUAAGUACUCUAUUUUACCU